Messenger RNA from Penicillium macrosclerotiorum, 438 nucleotides. Its product is annotated as putative histone h1.3. The record is from RefSeq and is a predicted model, not a curated record. The coding region runs from base 1 to 438 and encodes 145 amino acids. The transcript has 2 exons. NCBI's taxonomy places the organism in Eukaryota, Fungi, Ascomycota, Eurotiomycetes, Eurotiales, Aspergillaceae.
AUGCCCAAAAAGACCUCCGAAAACCAGUUUCUUCUAGGUCUUACCCAUAAAGAAGCACGGCUCCUUUUGCUUGGAAUCCUGUGCCACGACGAUGUCAAACCGAACUUCAAUAAGCUCGCCGUCCUGUCCGAUUUGACCUACAAUUCAGCCCGUAUUUUGUGGCCAAAGGCGUUCAAGAAGCUGGUGCAGAAUGCUCCUAAGGUGUCUGCCGCUGCGGGGGGAGAUUCCGGGUCUGGUCCCGGGCAGGAAUCGGCAUCAGCAUCGGGACCAGGGCAGACAGUGGCCCCAAGGCAGGCCCGCCGCAGCACUGUAUCCCGGAAGCGCAAGACAAGCGGCCCCCAGGAAAAGAACAAUCCCCGGGCAUCCCCCGACCCCCAGGCCGAGAGCUCCGAUGCCGCAGGAACCGAUACCGCAGACACCCACGAAGAGGACAUCUAG